Molecule: messenger RNA, 825 nt
Organism: Rosa rugosa (rugosa rose)
Lineage: Eukaryota; Viridiplantae; Streptophyta; Magnoliopsida; Rosales; Rosaceae
Product: putative calcium-transporting ATPase 13, plasma membrane-type
Exons: 1
Coding region: 1-825 (274 amino acids)
Cellular component (GO): intracellular membrane-bounded organelle
Molecular function (GO): P-type calcium transporter activity
Source: RefSeq, a predicted model, not a curated record
AUGAGUAGGUCAACCUUCAGUGCCCUGCAUGAAAAUGUGGGAAGCAAUAUUGGGUUGAUUCUUGAUUUUCCGAGAAGUAGUCUCGGCAUGAGCAAAAGAAAAUGGCAUUCUGCUUUCAUUACCAUCUAUUGCUCUAGAGCCUUCCUCUCUUUACGACCUUCUACACUUCCCAAACAUACCAACUCCACAUUCAUAUCUCGCACACUCUCUUACUCCAUUGUUAGAGUCGAGCCAGCCUUGAUCCCAGCCAUUAAUGGAUUCAAAGCAGACCCAAAAAGCCUCACUGAGCUUGUGAAGGAGAAAAAUCUCAAAGAGCUCUUGGAGCUUGGAGGGGUUGAAGAAGUAGCAUCAGCUCUCAAAAUUGAUGCAGAGCAUGGAAUCAAUGGUGAUGAUACUGAAGACACUGCGCGCAGACAUCAAGAAUUUGGUUCCAACACAUACAAGAAACCGCCAACGCAAGGAUUCCUUCAUUUUGUGUGGGAAGCCUUCAAAGACAUCACAAUUCUCAUUCUUUUAGGCUGUGCUGCACUCUCUCUUGGUUUCGGUAUCAAAGAGCAUGGAUUAAAAGAAGGUUGGAUUGAUGGUGGAAGCAUUGGUCUUGCGGUCAUUCUGGUCAUUUCUGUUUCAGCCAUUAGUAACUACAGUAGCAAUCUCCAAAUUGAGGCCGUGAGAAAUGGAAGGCGCCAACAGAUUUCAAUAUUUGAAAUUGUGGUUGGUGAAGUCAUCUGCUUGAAGAUUGGAGAUCAAGUACCAGCAGAUGAAUUGCUUCUAGAUGGCCAUUCUUUAUCAGUAGAUGAAUCAAGCAUGACCGGGGAGAGCGUGUAA